AAUAACAUUAACACCAAUAGAAUUGUUAGUUACUGUCAUUUAGAAUUUGAUUAAUAAAAAAAAAAAAUGAAAUUAGUUUUAUUUUUUUGUAUUACACAAUUUAUUGCUAGUAACUAUGCUAAUGAUGAUUAUAUAAAUAAAUUGCUGGGACUUGAUUGGCAUAGUUUUUUGAUGAACGCAAUUAAAGAUUUAUCUUAUUUCAAAACUGUAUCUGAAACGGUAUCUGCAAUUAGCAUCAAACAAAUGAACCCAAAUGGUGGUCCGACUUAUCAAGACGUUUUAAAUGAAAAUCUUAGAGAUAUGGUAAAGGAAACGUCAGAUUGGAUUGAGAAUGAAUUGAAUCAAAUAACUUCGGACUAUGGAAAUAAAUGUAAAAAGAAUUGUCUUGAUAUAUUGAGAUUAAGAAGAAGAAUAGCAUUCACAAAUUAUACCAAAUGUUUGGAUGAGAAAAAAUAUGGUAUUAAAUUAAUAGAAGAUCAAUUUGAUCAGUUUUAUCGGGACAAUAUUAAUAAUAUUAGAAUAGAAUUACUAAAGGCUAAAGAAUGUCAGAAAAACGAAACUGAUGUUUGCAUAAACGAGGCUCAUAAAAAGAAAGAAAAUUAUAUACAGUGUUUGUACAUAUCACAUGGUUUUCGAAAUUGUAUGUCGACUUGUAUCAAUCAAGACUGCUUUCGAAAAUUUUAUCAUAAUUUUUGGAUGCCAAAAAUUCCGGAAUUUAGAGCACAUUUAGAAAGAGAAUGUAAAAUAACAAUGGAUUUUAAAUCAAAUUUGGAAAUUUAUUUGUAACAAUAUUUAAAUAAUUGCAAAUAAAUAAUUAUAAAAAAUUAUAAUUUUUAACAAUAAUAACAAUAUAAUAAUAAUAAUAAAAUAAUUAAAAUAAAUAAUUUUUAAUCAAUUUUACCACA
This is a messenger RNA of Leptopilina boulardi, 905 nucleotides long. RefSeq lists its product as uncharacterized. The coding region runs from base 67 to 786 and encodes 239 amino acids. The record is from RefSeq and is a predicted model, not a curated record. The transcript is spliced from 5 exons. NCBI's taxonomy places the organism in Eukaryota, Metazoa, Arthropoda, Insecta, Hymenoptera, Figitidae.